Molecule: messenger RNA, 684 nt
Organism: Microthlaspi erraticum
Lineage: Eukaryota; Viridiplantae; Streptophyta; Magnoliopsida; Brassicales; Brassicaceae
Source: the annotation of a GenBank genome assembly
AUGUUUAACGGUGACCGGAGAUUCGCUAGAAAGCACAGUGACGAAGCCGCAAAGCAGUUUUAUGGUUCUGUUGUUGAGGAGGGACCUUCAGGAUUAGUCGGCAAUCGUCGAUCUCGACGGAAAGGCAGAGUCUUUCACUGUGACGGCCUCUUGUUAUGCACCUCCGCCGACGAAUCUAGAUUCGUGGUUUGGAACCCAUUUACUGGCGAGACCAGGUGGUUCCUACCCAGCUACCGUGUGACGAAAGACCGCCAUUUUGCUCUGGGAUACUACAAAGAAGGCAACAAUAAGAGGUACAAAGUGUUGAGCUUUUAUCAUCAUGAAAGAUUUGAAAUGUACGAGUUCGGCUCUGAUUCGUGGAGGGUUGUUGAUGAUAUCAUGGAUCCUGGCUGGCUCUUGGAUACUGUACUCGAACGUACAUCCAAGACUGAGAUAUGGGUGACAAAUAAGAUUGAGACCACCCAAGUGGUGUCGUGGAGCAAGGUCUUAGCAUUUUACAUGAGCCCUGGUCUUCAACUUUUUGACGAGGCAAGGUUCUUGCUCGACGACGAGAAGAAAGUCGUCAUGAUUGCUCUGAAUUGGUAUGACUUUGAAGACGAGACCAAGAGGAGAGAGGCGAUAUACAUUGUUGGGGAGGACAAUGAAGCCACACAAGUUGGAUCUUGGACCAGCGAUAAAGGAUGA